Molecule: messenger RNA, 963 nt
Organism: Puccinia triticina
Lineage: Eukaryota; Fungi; Basidiomycota; Pucciniomycetes; Pucciniales; Pucciniaceae
Exons: 5
Coding region: 1-963 (320 amino acids)
Source: RefSeq, a predicted model, not a curated record
AUGUGUGCCAUCGAUGAAGGAAUCCCGGCUCCAGAGGUCUCCGUCCGGGCAGGUGCAGGCGCGAAGGAGGCAGAAGCUCCGCAGCCAGAUUGCCGCCCUCGGCCUGCUGAUUGCGCUGGCCAGCUCUCCUGGACGAUGGUGUUGAUGAAGAUCGGCUGCCCCUCCGGCCGACGAGCGAGUGUUUGCGGUGUUGGGUGGGCCCGUCCGCCCUCCGCUGGCCCGUUGCCGGAUAUGCUGAUCACGGGGGGCCUGCCUGGAUAUUGGAAAUACAAGGUUCAGCCCCCUCCCCCGGGGGCUCCCCUAUUUCAGCAGCUCGCCUCCCCCUCCACCCGCCGCUUCUCGCCCUCAACCACUCCGGACCAGGAUGCAGACCGCCAGCCCCAAGUUCCUCGGAUCCAAACACACACACUGUACGCGGUCCUGCUGCUCUCCAUCUCGCUCCUCACGCUCUCCGACCUGCCCUCCUCGACCGCCCUCCUCUUCGAGCACGAGGCGGGCGAGGAGGAGGACGACGACCUGCUCAACUCGCGCACGGUGCUCGACCUGGCGAUCGUCUUCCUGCGCCUGCUGGCCCAGUCGGCCCUCGUCUCCAGUCUCGUCAGUCUCACGGGGACCAUCCUGACCCGGGCGAGUCUGCAGGUGCCGUUGAAGGCGCAGGCGAUGGUCAACCUGCUGCUGAGCGCGUUCGGGACGGUGGUGUUGGGGACGCUGGCGCUGUCGACGAGUCUGAAGACGGCGGCGUCGCACGAGCUGUGCCAGUUUGCGAUGCGCUCCGACAGCCUCGCGAGUCUCUCGCGGACGCCGGACUACCACUCGCCCCCGCCCUCGGCCGGCGGGCCCUCGUUUGCCAGCCAUAACUCGCUCGAUCAGAUCGCCUCUCCAGCCCUCCUGCCCAUCCAUCUCCCCCCUAAAAACACGCCUGCCCAGCAACCCCUCCUCGAAAAACACUUGAUCAUCCUUUGA